AUGUUAUCGUCUGAUGUUCCUGUUGCAUCCUCAGUGAAAUCUGUUGUAUCCGGUACUCGGUUUGUUCCAACAGAAAGGACACAGUCAGCAGAGAAAACAAUGGUGAGAACUCGUGGUGCCUCCUCCAAGAAGAUCCCUGUUUCUCAAUCCCAAAAGGUGCCAUCUCCUUCGCCUCCUCCGUCUGUGUCAACGGCGCCUCUUUCUGGUCCAUCAGCUCCCACAUCUGUUGGAAAGUCCUGCAAAUCCAAGGCUCGCAAGAAGGUGUUUUCGCUCUCUCAUGAACAUCCUAUGGUGUUUCCAGAUAUCUCUGCUGACAUUGUUGCACCACCAUCUGAAGUGGUGGUGCCCUCUCGAGCCAAGGACCAUUCUCCUCUUCCGUUUGAUUCGUCUUUGGAGGCUAGGGAAAAAUCGAAAUCUGUUUCCUCCUCUUCCAAAGCUGCUGCUGCUGGAUUGCUCAAAUUGCCCUUGAAGCCGAGUCAGUCUAAGAAAAAUUCUGUGACUCCCAAAAGGAAAUUGGGGUUGGACGCGUCUCUUUCUCCUUUGUCUGCUGCCAAGAAAAAAUUGAAGGCUCAUCCCCCUUCAUUGUCCUCCUCCGAAUCUGAUCCUGAGGAAGAUAAGUCCGAUUCUGAAGCAACUCAGGAUACCACAAUGUCUGAUGAAACGGUUCCUGACAUUGCCGAAUCAGAGGCUAAGUCUGAUGAGCCAGAAAAAGAAGACACUAUCCCCUCUGAACAAGAAGCCGAAUCUGACUCAGACCACAUUGCAUCUCCUUUGCCAUCCAAAGCUAAAGGGAAGAAACCUAUUUCUGGUUCUACACCUUCACCAAAACAUUCAGGUGUAAAUUUCAAACCUUAUUCUUCCAUUUUUUGCUAUAAUGAUAAUGCACAUGAUAUGGUUCUAUAUGCUCAACGAAAAUUUAUCAUUGAAAGAAAUUAUGUCUUGAGUGAUCAUCGUCCUUUUGGUGUGCUAACAAUGCUUCAAGAUCGUCAAUGGACAGGUUCUUUGGUUAAAUUUUCUGGUUUUGUGGAUAGAAUAAUCAAGGAAUUCUAUGCCAAUAUUACUAAUGAAAUUAUUGAACCUUCAUCUCCUCUGUAUAAUAAAGUGUUUGUUAGGGGCCAUUGGUUCUCUUUUUCUCCUCAAGACAUUGCUCUUGCUUUGUGCCUUCCCCUUACUGUCAAGGAUGAUGUUGAUGGUGCUUCUCUUGACAAGGACAUGGUUAUCACUGAGUUGGUCGGACAAAAAAUGCCCACAUCUCACACGGCCACUAUCUCUUUUGAUAUGGCAUCUUUUUUGUACAAAGUGGGGACCGGUCUUGGUUUAAAUUUGGCUUCGGUUAUUCAUGAUCAAAUCAUUGGGUUUCGCAAAGGUAACAGGAAAAACUUGAAUCUUCCUUUUCCUCAAGUUAUUUAUAAAGUGUUGAGUAUGCAGAAACAAGACCUCCAACGUGAUCAAGAAGACUUGGUGGCCCCAACUACUGCUGCUUCCUACAAAGCCUCUGCCCCUCCUACUGAAGCCAAUGCUGCUCCGUCCUCCAAGAAAGUCAAGCCCCAAUCUCUGAAGAUUGCCUCGGAUGACAUUCCUCAUGCCUCCUCCUCUGUUGCCACAGAUUCAGGACUUGUUGCAACAGAAAUAGCUGCUGUCCGAGCCUCUGUUGACUCUUUGACUGCUCGCGUAAUGUCAAUUGAAGGACUACAACGUUCUGUGUUGGAGGCUGUUCGAUCUCUGUCUAAAGAUCCAGUUGUUUAG
Molecule: messenger RNA, 1746 nt
Organism: Humulus lupulus (European hop)
Lineage: Eukaryota; Viridiplantae; Streptophyta; Magnoliopsida; Rosales; Cannabaceae
Exons: 3
Coding region: 1-1746 (581 amino acids)
Source: RefSeq, a predicted model, not a curated record